Molecule: messenger RNA, 1509 nt
Organism: Branchiostoma floridae (Florida lancelet)
Lineage: Eukaryota; Metazoa; Chordata; Leptocardii; Amphioxiformes; Branchiostomatidae
Product: glycogen [starch] synthase, muscle-like
Biological process (GO): glycogen biosynthetic process
Cellular component (GO): cytoplasm
Molecular function (GO): alpha-1,4-glucan glucosyltransferase (UDP-glucose donor) activity
Source: RefSeq, a predicted model, not a curated record
UAACGUUACAUUAGGAGUGUGUUCAGCCGGCCCGGUGUCAGGACUGCCCGUCUGUGGGAACAUCCUUCUUACGAGCUCGUUGCUAAAGCUUGCUUCAAGACAUCUGCUGCAACGUCUCAGCCGUCAACGCAGCUUUCUUAGAGGCUAGAGGAACAUCUUCCCCAGCGGUCGGGAAGGCACAAGCCGUGCGAGCGAAACGGAUUUUGUGCGGGUCAACCACGGUCGUCUGCAACUUUAAAGUUCUUGAGAGGGUGAUUUUAAGACGUGAGGAAUCUCCUUCAAGAUGGAUGACGACUAUGACGACUUCGACGACAACGGGCCCAUGGGCACCAGGAACAAAUGGGUGUUCGAGAUCUCAACCGAGGUCGCUAACAAAGUCGGAGGGAUUUACACUGUGAUCCGCAGCAAGGCGGGAGUGACAGUUGACGAGCUCGGUGAUCACUACUGCCUGAUUGGUCCGUACAACGAGAACUCCGCCCGCCUCGAGGUCGACCCCAUGGAACCCACCAAUGACAUCAUGCGGAGGACUCUGGCGAACAUGCGCGAGAAAGGGGUGAAGGUAUUGUUUGGUCGCUGGUUGAUUGACGGCUAUCCUCGGGUGGUGUUGUUUGACGUUGGCUCCGUGGCCUGGAAGCUGGACGGAUGGAGAAAGGAAUUCUGGGAGGUUGCGGGGAUCGGGAUCCCGUGGCCGGACCGAGAGUGUAACGACGCGGUGCUGCUGGGAUUCCUGGUGGCGUGGUUCCUUGGGGAGUUUCGUGCCCAGUGUGACCAGUGCGUAGGAAAGCAGUAUCUUGUUGCACACUUCCACGAGUGGAUGGCAGGUGUUGGGCUGGUCCUGUGUCGCUGUCGGAACAUCGACGUGUCCACCAUCUUCACGACGCACGCCACGCUGCUGGGGAGGUUCCUCUGUGCCGGGAACGUCGACUUCUACAACAACCUGGAUAAGUUUGAUGUGGACCAGGAGGCAGGGAACCGCGGGAUCUACCACCGGUACUGCAUGGAGCGCUCGGCCGCCCACUGCGCGCACGUGUUCGCUACGGUGUCGGAUAUCACAGCGCUGGAGGCAGAGCAUCUGCUCAAGAGGAAGCCAGACAUCGUCACGCCAAAUGGGCUGAAUGUGCAGAAGUUCCAGGCGAUCCACGAGUUCCAGAAUCUCCACGCCAUUGCUAAGGAGAAGAUCAGCGAGUUCGUCCGAGGUCACUUCUACGGGCACUACGACUUUGACAUUGACAAGACGAUCUUCAUGUUCACUGCCGGGCGCUACGAGUUCUCCAACAAGGGCGUGGACAUGUUCCUGGAAGCUCUGGCCAGGCUCAACUACUAUCUCAAGUCCUCUGGAAGCCAGAUGACAGUCGUAGCCUUCCUGAUCUUCCCGGCCAAAACAAACAACUUCAACGUUGACUCUCUCAAGGGGCAGGCGGUCGUCAAGCAGCUCAGAGAAACUGUGGCGGAGGUACAGAAUGAUAUCGGGAAGAGGAUUUUUGAAUCAUGCCUGGGUGGCAGUUGAAC